UACAAUAUGCUGAGAGGUUAUUAUUGAAAUUUUUGCCCAAUGAUGCCAAAAAGCAUUCUGCCUACUGCAGGUUUAAGAAGACUAAAUAAUACGAUUUCACCCCUCACUAAUUGUCUUACUGUCCCUAACUCUUAUCAAAUCAACAGACAAUCAAAUGUAAUUAUCCCAACACUCGAUAACAUCAGCAUAAAUAAAACCUCGAAAAGAAAAUGCAGUGAGGUCAAAAGAGUUUGGAAUGACGUACGUUGAAUCAACUGAAUUCAAAGUAUUCUGUUGCAUGACAUGGGAGGAGAGAAUAAUGUGCCGUCCCACCUGAGAGGUGUGUUCAGCUUCACCAUAACACUAGAGCUGAGUGGCAAAAAAAGAUAUCACCAUAUUAGUCCAGUGUUCUACCUAAUUUAGAUAUGGAAGACUUUGGACUAAACUUCGUCUACAGAAGGGGAAAGAAGAGUCAGAGUAAAGCAGCGCAUACUGUAUUUCCCAGGAUGAGGCCUACUUCAUGUACUUGUACUAAUUGUCUGAAAUGCAUCAAGGACUGGCUGCCGUUGGAAUUCAAGAGGGAAAUGAUUCAACUUGUCAAACUAGCAGGACCUGUGAUCAUUUCUCAAUUGAUGGUCUUCCUAAUCAACUUUGUCAGCAUAGUGUUCUGUGGUCACCUGGGGGAAACUGAGCUUGCAGGUGUAGCGUUAGCAAUAUCGGUUAUCAUUGUGACAGGUAUUUCAGUUGGAAUGGGUUUGUCAUCGGCCUUUGACACCCUCAUAUCUCAGACGUAUGGGAGUGGAAACCUGAAGCGUGUCGGAGUCAUUCUUCAAAGAGGUGUUUUGAUUCUGCUCCUGGCCUGCUUCCCCUGCUGGGCUAUCCUCCUUAACACAGAGAACAUGCUUCUCGCCGUCAAACAAAACCCAGAGGUUGCACGACACUCCCAGAUGUAUGUGAACAUCUUCAUACCAGCUCUGCCAGCUGCUUUCAUGUACCAGCUGCAGGGGAGGUAUCUACAGAACCAGGGUAUCAUCUGGCCUCAGGUGAUAACUGGAGCCAUUGGAAAUGUUCUUAAUGCAAUUGUCAACUACAUCCUCCUCUAUGUGCUGGACCUGGGUGUUGUUGGAUCUGCAGCAGCAAAUUCUAUCUCACAGACCGCUUCGGCUCUGAUAUUGUUCAUUUACAUCUACUGGAAGGGGUUACACAAGGCGACGUGGUCUGGUUGGUCAAAGGACUGUCUGCAGGAAUGGGGUCUGUUCACCAAGGUGGCCAUUCCCAGCAUGCUUAUGCUCUGUCUGGAGUGGUGGACUUUUGAAAUCGGAGGAUUGUUGGCUGGUUUGAUCAGCGAGGUUGAGCUGGGAGCUCAGUCAAUUGUGUAUCAGAUGGUCACUAUUGUGUUCAUGGUCCCAAUGGGAUUCAUGGUAGCUGCCAGCGUGCGGGUUGGGAAUGCUCUUGGUGCUGGGAACAUUGAACAGGCCAAGACAUCUGGCAAGGUCGCCGUAAUCUUAGCAUUUGCAAUCUCGGUGAUUUUCGGACUUGUUCUUGGAUUAUGUAAGAACGUGAUUGGUUACAUCUUUACAACAGAAAAAGAAAUUAUUCAGCGGGUUUCUAAAGUCAUGAUCAUAUAUGGCGUCUUCCAUUCUGUAGAUGCCGUUGCGGCUGUAACAGGGGGCGUUAUACGAGGAGCAGGGAAACCGAUGGUCGGGGCCCUCUGUAACUUGGUGGGAUAUUACUUCAUUGGCAUUCCUAUUGGAGUGUCCCUGAUGUUUGCUGCCAAGAUGGGCAUCAUGGGACUGUGGUUGGGGCUUUCACUUUGUGUCACUAUCCAGGCCACAUUCUAUAUCUUUUACUUGUUUAAACUAGAUUGGAAAAAGGUUGCUGAAGAGGCAAUGAUGAGAGCAGGAGUCCCGGUGCAGGACAUGGAAAACAAGGGACAUGCCCAUAGUCCUGUGACAGAGUCCCAGGUCAACAUCAUUUCAUCUAACUCCCUGAGCAAUGAGGAGUUCAACUCAGACCUGCUCACUCCGGGCCAGGAUGGGACAGCCGGUGCUGCAGGGCCUCGGCCUCUGUCGUUCUGGCAGCUGGUGGUGCGUCGUGGCCUGACUGUGGUCUUAAUGGUGCUCAUCCUUGUAGUUGGGAUAAUAGCCAGCAAAAUGCUUCCCAAACUGCUCAAAUGACCCACACCGCUGGCUGUCUUACUGCUGUGUGGUUGCAUAAGAUGCUACAUAAUGUUGUGACACAGCAGACAAAGUAAUAUGUUAAAAGAAGGCUGUAUCCAACUCUAAUUCCACUAAGUAAUAUGUUAUUUCUUUGAUUUGUUUGAAAACAAAAAGUUGAUUUACAUUGUCUUCUUGUUUUGUAAUUAAUGGAUCAGCAUACCCUACAUUUUUGGUAUGCUUUGGUUUUUGGUAUGCAAAGCUUAAAUAGAAACAAACUUGUGGAAGGGUUACUCGUCACAUACUGUAGUUGAAAAUGGAAUAUAUAUGAGAGAGAGAGAGAGAGAGAGAGAGAGAGAGAGAGAGAGAGAGAGAAUAAUAGUGAUUAUUUUAAUUUGAUUACAUGUUUUUAUUUAUUACUUAAAUUAUAAAAUGACAAGUGUCCAAUGUAAGGUCUUGAAACUGAUUUGUCCACCCGAUAAAUUGAAAAUAAAGUAUAAAAAAAAUUAAACAAAAAA
This is a messenger RNA of Sebastes umbrosus (honeycomb rockfish), 2653 nucleotides long. RefSeq names its product multidrug and toxin extrusion protein 1-like. The record is from RefSeq and is a predicted model, not a curated record. Bases 405 to 2156 code for a protein of 583 amino acids. Lineage: Eukaryota; Metazoa; Chordata; Actinopteri; Perciformes; Sebastidae. Gene Ontology annotation, cellular component: membrane. The transcript has 16 exons. Gene Ontology annotation, biological process: xenobiotic detoxification by transmembrane export across the plasma membrane. Gene Ontology annotation, molecular function: xenobiotic transmembrane transporter activity; antiporter activity.